This is a messenger RNA of Protopolystoma xenopodis, 429 nucleotides long. The record is from the annotation of a GenBank genome assembly. Lineage: Eukaryota; Metazoa; Platyhelminthes; Monogenea; Polystomatidea; Polystomatidae.
AUGCUCUACAAGGCUGAGGAGUUGCCGCUCCUGUGUAGUCAUUAUACUCAUCAAAUUGGAGAUACUUACUAUUUUGGAAUGGAAGAUUUAUUAACUGGAUACCUUCACCCCUCCAUUGUUGAUCUUAAAAUUGGUUUCGAAGCAUAUCCACCUGAAAUUGAUGAGCAUAAACGGGCUCGAGCUGCUGCAAAGUACCCAUGGAGGCGUGAUACUGGUUUCCUUCUUACUGGAAUGAAGGUUGAUUGCUUAUAUAUCAUAGCAGCUUUCAUCUCGCUUUCGUUACUUUGUAUAUUAUCGCUUUUUGUUGCAUGUUUGAUAGAUUUAAUUGAGCCUCAAAAUUUUAAUAUUUUUUUAAUAAAUGAGUUAUCCAUACAUAAACGUCUAUACAACUGUAUGAUGAUGUUGAGCUCUUUUUAUUUGGGUAAAUAA